AUGACGCUGUCCAGUAUCAUCGUCGGUCUUGCGAUUGUCCACUCAAGUAUGGCCGCCAUAUCGUUCUCCAUUGCCCCUUUUAACACAACUGCCGGGGUAGGGCAGACAGCCACCCUGGCAUGUAUCGUCGCAGGGAAAACCUCAGAAUCCGUAAAAUGGAAAAAGACAGACAACACCCCGUUAACUGUUGACACCACCGUGGUGGCUUCCAGUCGGUACCAGGUUGUGGGGGCGUAUAACCUCACCAUCUCCACUGUCACCACAUCGGAUGAGGGGGGCUACAUCUGUGACGCUGGGACAUUGUCGAAAACUGCAUACCUCAGCGUUGUCGAUCUGCCAACUAACGUGAGCCUUUACUGGAGUAACCCACCAGUCCCCGGGCUGCUGGCUAACCUGACGUGUAAGGCAACACACGCCAGCCCCGCGCCGAACUUCGCCUGGUAUAAGGAUGACCGCCUGUACACCGUGACGCCUGUGUACUACACCACGGGUACAACAGGGUACGUGGAUGCUUACAGCGUGUUGCCAGUCCGUUUGACCACCACUGACCAGUCCUCCAGAUUCCGAUGCCAGCUGGAGUACACGGGACUGUCCAGGGCUAUGGAGGCCGAUCUGGUCGUGGUUCUCAGCAGCGAAGGUCACAUCCAAACCAGGAACAUCUUUGUCAUCGUGUUUGGAGUGUACUUCUCAUUCCUCCUGUGGCAGUAACCGGGUGUUAUGCGCAUGCGCAAUAAAACCAACCAGCAGACGACAUCCGCGAGGUAUCCAUGGCAACACGAUGUCGGAAUAAAUAAUCGAUCAGAAUAGAUAUGGAAAGGGGUGAUAAUGAAAAUAUGGUUUAUUUUAAGUUUCACAAGUAAAUUUUAACUUAAAGUUUGACAGUUGUCACGGAAGUCUACAACGUAAACCGAUCCUUCAUCCACAUACCCACCUGCUGUGACUUCUAUAUUUGGCAGUACACGCACGUCAUCAGUCGAUAGUACAUGUUUGUUUUAUCUCACGUUUAGUGUUAAUUCGUCAACAUAUUUUCGUUUCGGAAGUGGCGUCAUCAGCUCCAUUUCACUUACGUCCAACAUCAUCACGAGUAUAUCACACAUCUAUAAGCAGAAUCAAUAAGGCAGAGAGUUUUUAUGGAUAUCAACUUCUUUAUGGGGAGGUGGGGUAGCCUUGUGGUU
Messenger RNA from Haliotis rubra (blacklip abalone), 1175 nucleotides. RefSeq names its product cell adhesion molecule 2-like. The record is from RefSeq and is a predicted model, not a curated record. Lineage: Eukaryota; Metazoa; Mollusca; Gastropoda; Lepetellida; Haliotidae. The transcript has 6 exons. The coding region runs from base 1 to 708 and encodes 235 amino acids.